AAUUGCCACACUUCUCUCAAUGAUCACGUUCCCCGAGACAAGAGCGUCCAACCCGGUGUAUCCGGAGUAGACCACGGAUUGAACUCUACUCAAAAUACCAUACAUUUUUAGAUACGCCCUGUACUUGACACAUGGAUCCAGAGUUUGCUGUAUGAGAGCGGAGAUGCGGAGAGAGCUUAGCCGGGAACAUGCCUCUCAUCCCUGCAAACCAGUCCCAGCUGAUCCGCUCCAGCCAAAAGGACGAGUAUUAUCAAAGUGUCCUGAGAAAUAACGCCAACGAAGCUUUCCAAACAGUCGCUGGGUCUAAACGGUGGCUGGACUGGAGGAGAGAGGUGCAGCUGCUCACAGACUUGGCCUACUACACUCUGACCACGGUCUCAGGUUACCAGACCUUGGGUGAGGAGUAUGUGCAUAUUCUCCAGGUGGACUCGUCUCAAAGGCACGUCCCAUCUGUGGGCAGGCGCGCAGGGUUUGUCCUGUGCCACAGCCUGGUGCCCUACCUGCUGGAGCGGGUACUGCAAUGUGUGGAGAGAGAGCUGGACAAGGAAGACAACUCACCCCCACGCCAGGUCUCCCCCAGUCCGUGGGCUAUGGAGAGCUGUCUGAGGAAGUGUGUGCGCAGGGCAGUGGCCGUCCUGACCCCAGCCCAGAGGAGCGCUUGUGUCCCGGCUGUGCAUGUUCUCCAGCAGGCCUUUGACCUCCUGCAACGCUUCCACACGGCUCUGUUCUACCUCACAGGCUCAUUCUAUAACCUCUCUAGGAGAGUGGCCGGCAUCAGCUACCUGCGUGUGAUGGGGCCCUCUGAGGACGACAGGGCCAUCAAGACCAGCUACCACAUGCUGGGGGCACUGUCCAUGCUUCAGCUGCUCCUCACUGUGGUUCUGCAGCUGAACCGCUUCAACCAGAGACAGAGAGCCCGUCAGGAGUGGAAAGUCUACAGGAACCUCCAACCUGAGCGUCCCGGCAGCUCCACAGCCCGCUGCAGCCUGUGCCUGGAACAGAGGAGACCCACGGCCACCCCCUGUGGACACCUGUUCUGCUGGGAGUGCAUCAGCGAGUGGUGCCAAAACAAGGCGGAGUGUCCUUUAUGCCGAGAGAAGUUCCACCCUCACAGACUGGUCUACCUCCGCAACUACAGCUAGAGCCACUCCCUCCCUGUGACGAUUCAGCUGGAUACCACAGUGGGACAUUACAGCACAGGCACGUUUAACA
Molecule: messenger RNA, 1212 nt
Organism: Periophthalmus magnuspinnatus
Lineage: Eukaryota; Metazoa; Chordata; Actinopteri; Gobiiformes; Gobiidae
Gene: pex10
Product: peroxisomal biogenesis factor 10
Biological process (GO): protein import into peroxisome matrix
Cellular component (GO): peroxisomal membrane
Molecular function (GO): zinc ion binding
Source: RefSeq, a predicted model, not a curated record